AUGAGGCCUCCAGCAGCAGCAGCAGCAGCAGCAGCAGCAGCAGCAGUUGUAUCGGUGCUGCUCUUGUUUCCUUCAGCAGCAGUGAGUUUCCCUGCCUUUCCUUUUUGGAAGUCAGAAGAGCAGCAGCAGCAGCAGCAGGGUUCCUCAGCUGCAGCAGGAGGAGCGCUACCUUCACAGCAGCAGGAAGGGGGGGCCCCAGGGGGGCCCCCAGAGGGGGCCCCUAAGGGGCCCCUGAGUCUUGAAAGUGUGCUGCGGUCUGUCUUUCCUUUUAUAUGGGGAGGAGAGGAGGCGAGAAGUGCUGAGGGAAGCCCCAGUAGUUCAGCAGCAGCAGCAGCAAAUGGGAGCAAUGAUGCUGCUGCUGCUGCUGCUGCUGCUGCAACAACAGCAGCAACAGCAACAGCAGCAGAAGCAGAAACAGCCCAUACAGACAUCACAACCGCAGCUCCAGCAGCAGCAGCAGCAACAGGAGAGAACGUAUGGGGGGACCCUUCAGGUGUAUAUGUGCUGAGCAACGAGGAAGACACCAACCAAGACAGCAGUAGCAACAGCAGCAACAGCAGCAGCAGCAGCAGCACAAAGAGCAGCAGCUGCUCUGGUGGCCGUGGUUCUGGGGGGUCUGCGUUUAAUACUGUUGCUGUUCUUUGUCUCCUUAACUCUCCUCGCUUUCUUUAUAAAACAUAUUCUAAUCAGUUAGUGUUACCGCCUGCUUCUUCAGCUCGUUAUGGGGGGCAACAUCUUAUUAAAAAUAAAGCAGCUGUUCUGUAUACCAAGCCCCAAGCAGCAGCACAACCAUCAGCAGCAGCAGCAAGCAGCAGCAGCAGCAGCAGCAGCAGCAGCAGCAGCAGCAGCAGCAGCAGCAAUGCUGUAUGCUCACAAAAUAUUCGUAAUGGGAAUAAAGAGGAGGGCCCCCGUCUGAGACAGACAAAUGGUAUCUGCUGCGCUGCACCAGCAGCAGCAAAUGAUGCAGCAGCAGCAGCAGCAGCAAACCAAACAGCUACUCACAACCCGCGAAGGAGCAUAGUUCACAGCAGCAGCAACAGCAGCAACAGCAGCGAUGCGGCAGAGACAGCAGGUGGAGCCCAACCGCAAGGAGCAGCAGGAGGAGGAGGAGCAGCAGCAAACGAUGCAGAAGCAGCAGCAGCAGCAGCAGCAGAAGCAGCAGCAGCAGCAGGAGAAGACUCAAACCUCUCUUCGCCCCGCAUCCGCACCACGCUGCUGACAGCAAACUUAGUCUCUAUCCUGAUGGGAGAGAGUAUUCUGAAUGAUGCUGUCUCCAUCGCCUUCACACGCUCUGUCUUCAAGUUCUUCUUCAACCCUCAGAGAGACCUCCUACCCAAUGCAGGAGUAGCAGAUAUUGUAAUUGACUUUGUGUUGGUGUUGACGGGGAGUUUGCUGUUUGGAGUUGGAGUUGGGGCGUUGUGCUGCUGGUCUUUUAAAAGCUCUCAGCUAAAGAGGUUGCCUCAGUACGAGGUGGCUUUAACUUUGUUAACUGCGUACAUCGCCUUCGGUACAGCUGAGGUUUUGGGGCUGAGUGGGGUUGUCUCCCUCUUUGCAUGCGGGGCAAUGCUAUGUCACUUCAACAAGUAA
Messenger RNA from Eimeria acervulina, 1587 nucleotides. RefSeq names its product Na+/H+ exchanger, putative. Gene Ontology annotation, cellular component: membrane. The coding region runs from base 1 to 1587 and encodes 528 amino acids. Gene Ontology annotation, molecular function: sodium:proton antiporter activity. The transcript has 4 exons. Gene Ontology annotation, biological process: proton transmembrane transport. Lineage: Eukaryota; Apicomplexa; Conoidasida; Eucoccidiorida; Eimeriidae. The record is from RefSeq and is a predicted model, not a curated record.